AUGGCUUCACAAGGCAUCAGAGGUCCUCCCUACAAGUUCAUCCACGGCUGCACCAAGGAAAUAUCCAAGUUGAAGAAGGACUUCAUGAUGAAGACGAACGAGCCCAUGACGAAUGUCUCUCAUGAGAUUUUAUCCACCGUUGAGCCUCACAUUCACAAGUGGAAUAAACGAUAUGACACUGAGCUAGUGAAAGAGGUACUUAACAACAGAGAUAAAACAUAUGUAAAGCCAGAAUUCCCAGAGGACGUCAAGAAGAUUCUUGGUGACGGACUUGUGGCGACCGAAGGCAAAAAAUGGGCGAGGCAACGUAGGUUGGCGCAUCUCGCCUUCUACGGGGAAAGCUUGAAGGGCAUGAUUCCAGCAAUGGUGGAUAGUGUUCACACGCUGCUCGAGAGAUGGCAGAAGUUAGAAGCCAAAGAGGUCGAGCUGUUCAAAGAGUUUGCGACGAUCACAUCGGAUGUGAUCUCCAGGACAGCAUUCGGAAGCAGCUACAUGGAAGGGAGAAAGAUUUCCCAAAUUUGGAGCGAGUUGACUAUUGUUGCCUAUCAUGAUCCAAACAAGAACAAGAGAAUCACGAUCGAUGAUCUCGUGGACGAGUGCAAGACGUUCUAUUUCGUGGGACAGGAAACUACGAAUUCCACCCUCACUUGGACGCUCUUUUUCCUUGCAAUUCACAAGGAUUGGCAAGAGGAGGCGAGAAAAGAGGUGACCGAUGUAUGUGGCAAUGAAGAUCCCAACCAUGAAGGAAUCAUGAAACUCAAAACGGUUCUAGUAUACCAUGAUCUGCUUGGAAUGCUCCAGCACCCUCAUCAUGCCAAGGUCUCGCCAAAAUUCUACAAACCGUAUGCCCAAGUUGGGGAUGUUAUCAAGAGAGCUCUUCUUGAAUACAAGGAAGAAGUGACGAGCAGCUCGUUUCCUAGUCCUGCCCAUAGCCCCUAUGCAAUCAGUCCUGCUGAUGCCAAUGGAUUGCUUGAAGAGUUACAGAAUCUGGGGUUGGAGAAGGCAGCAUCGGCAGCUGCUGCUGUAGAUAUGAUCAUUAACGAAUCGCUUCGACUAUAUCCUCCGGUCGUUAGCGCCAUUAGAAAGGUCGUAAGGCAGGUCACAUUGGGAAAUCUUGUUCUUCCUCAGGGCAUCGCCCUCCACAUACCGAUCCUGACGAUUCACCACAGCCCUCGAAUCUCGGGCGACGACGUGCAUCUCUUCAAGCCGGAGAGGUUCAGGGAAGGGAUCGCUGGAGCCGUGAGCAACGAUGCCGCCGCGUUCCUCCCUUUCGGCUUGGGACCGCGAAACUGCGUGGGCUCAAAUUUCGCGACGACCGAGGCGAAGAUCACCCUCGCGAUGAUUCUGCGACACUACAGCUUUACUGUCUCACCGGACUACGUCCACUUGCCAACCCAGACCUUCAUGAUACGCCCUCAACAUGGACUGAAAGUGAUCCUUCAUCCCCUCUAG
Molecule: messenger RNA, 1452 nt
Organism: Eucalyptus grandis
Lineage: Eukaryota; Viridiplantae; Streptophyta; Magnoliopsida; Myrtales; Myrtaceae
Product: cytochrome P450 CYP749A22-like
Exons: 7
Coding region: 1-1452 (483 amino acids)
Biological process (GO): pantothenate biosynthetic process
Molecular function (GO): monooxygenase activity; iron ion binding; 3-methyl-2-oxobutanoate hydroxymethyltransferase activity
Source: RefSeq, a predicted model, not a curated record